GAGGGGGAGGGGGCGUGGCCUCGGGGGCCCCUCCCCGGUGACGUCACCGGGUCCCAAAAUCCCCGCGGGGCCCCAAACUGGGGGAGCCGCGGCCGUCCCAGUAGCGCCCAGUUCAGGUGAGGCCAAAAUGGCCCCCAUGGCCCCCGCCUCAGCGGCGCCUCCGGACCGAGAUCGCUUCUACUACGAUUACGACUCCCUCCGGCUCGGGGGUCUCGUCGUCGCCGCCGUUUUCUUCGUGCUCGGGAUCCUCCUCAUCCUCAGCCGUCACUGCCGCUGCAAGUUCGACCAACAGCCCAAGACGGGUGAACCGGACGAGGCCGAGGGGCCCCUCAGGCAAUCCAUGAGACGUUUAUCCACCGCAUGA
Myiozetetes cayanensis is the source of this 364-nucleotide messenger RNA. RefSeq names its product phospholemman-like. Gene Ontology annotation, biological process: monoatomic ion transport; regulation of sodium ion transmembrane transporter activity. Gene Ontology annotation, cellular component: membrane. Lineage: Eukaryota; Metazoa; Chordata; Aves; Passeriformes; Tyrannidae. The transcript is spliced from 7 exons. The record is from RefSeq and is a predicted model, not a curated record. Gene Ontology annotation, molecular function: sodium channel regulator activity. Bases 128 to 364 code for a protein of 78 amino acids.